Molecule: messenger RNA, 3564 nt
Organism: Athene cunicularia (burrowing owl)
Lineage: Eukaryota; Metazoa; Chordata; Aves; Strigiformes; Strigidae
Gene: SLC29A3
Product: solute carrier family 29 member 3
Exons: 6
Coding region: 72-1463 (463 amino acids)
Biological process (GO): nucleoside transmembrane transport
Cellular component (GO): Golgi apparatus; plasma membrane
Molecular function (GO): nucleoside transmembrane transporter activity
Source: RefSeq, a predicted model, not a curated record
CCAGGGCGUGUCGGAGCGGCCUGGCCCGGCUCGGCGGGGAAGGAGCCGGCGGGGGCCCGCGUGCCAGCACUAUGCAUCCAGCACCCAGCAGCUUUCCGCCGGACGAGGAGCCCCUGAUCGAGGAGCUCUUGGUCAACAGAUACAGCAGGCAAAAGCCAAGUGACCGCUUACAUGGGGCCUACGUGAUUUUUUUCCUCCUGGGCAUCGGGACCCUGCUGCCCUGGAAUUUUUUCAUUACAGCAAAACAUUACUGGAUGUACAAGCUGCAAAACUGCUCGGAUCAGGCAGGCCCGGCUGGACAGGCGGCUUCUGAUCUGCGGGACUUUUUUGAGAGUUACAUCUCGAUUGCUUCGACUGUGCCCUCGGUGCUGUGCCUGAUCGGAAACUUCUUGCUCGUCAAUAAGGUGCCUGCCAGCGUCCGGAUCUUGUCCUCCCUCUUUGUAAUGCUGGCCGUCUUCCUGGUGAUCACGGUGCUGGUGAAGGUAGACACCUCCACCUGGACCACCAGCUUCUUUGCCAUCACCAUUGGCUGCGUGAUCAUCGUCAGCAGCGCCUCGACCAUCUUCACCAGCAGCAUCUUUGGGCUGAGCAGCCGCUUCCCCAUGAAGAACUUGCAGGCGCUGAUCUCGGGUCAGGCCAUGGGUGGCACAAUCAGUGCCAUCGCCUCUGUGAUAGAUCUGGCAGCAGCAGCCGAUGUUACAGACAGUGCCCUGGCCUACUUCCUCACCGCCGACAUCUUCCUCGUCGUCUGCGUCAUGGUGUACCUCCUCCUUCCCAGGCUGGAGUACUCCAGGUAUUACAUGAGCAGCCAGAAGGAGAGCCCGUCGCUGGUCCCCGUGCCACCCGACAGCUCUGCAGAGGAUGAGGCAGAUCUGGGAGGCAUCACAAAUACUUCCUUCCUCACAAAAAAUGCUGGCAUCCCCCCAGUCCGCCCCAUCCUACAGAAGACCGCCCUCCUCGGCUUCUGCCUCUUUUAUGUCUUCUUCGUCUCCAUCAUCAUCUUCCCUUCUCUCUCCUCCAACAUCGAGUCGGUCAGCAAGUCCUCGGGAAGCCUGUGGAGCACCAAGUACUUUGCACCGCUCACCAGUUUCCUCCUGUACAACUUUGCUGACUGGUGCGGCAGGCAGAUCACUGCCUGGAUCCAGGUGCCCGGCCCCAGGAGCAAACUGCUGCCCGCCCUCGUCCUCCUCAGGACCAUCUUCCUCCCUCUCUUCAUCCUUAGUAACUACCAACCCCGGGCUCACAUCCAGACGGUGGUCUUCAACCAAGACAUCUACCCUGUGGUCUUCACGGUGCUGCUGGGGCUGAGCAAUGGCUACCUGGGGACACUGGUCAUGGUCUACGGCCCCAAGAUUGUGCCAAAAGAGCUGGCCGAGGCGGCGGGGGUGUUGAUGACGUUUUACCUCAUGCUGGGGCUGGCUGUGGGGUCUGCCUGCUCUGUUCUCAUUGUCCACCUCAUGUAGAGGAGCAGCCGGGAGGGGGGUGCCCUCGGUUUGUGGUACUGCUGUCAGGUAUUUAGGGCUUUUUCCCCAAGAAGCCAGGCACGCCGUGGUUUUGGGGCAGGCUGUCUGUCUUGGAGCAGGGUUGCAUCCGAGGGGAAGUCCUUCUGAGAAGGGGUUUCCCCUGUGCUUGGGAGGUCCUGUCAGACACUUGUCACUCCCCAGUUUGACCGGAGCAAACGGACCAAAAAAGCCUUGUCCUCCCCAGGGACCUCAGGGAAGCACUGGGUGCACAGGGAAACCUGUGUCUCACCCCAGUGCCAGUGGGCAAGGGUGGCUUGCUGGUGCCACCACACUGGUUUUAAGCUGAAACCAGGGCCUUUGACAGCGCCUUGGUUUUUGCUACCUCGUCGUUACGAGUUUAGCCCUGCAGUGUGUUGGUGGUCUCGGGGCGGGGGGGAAUCUCCCUUCAUCAAGCUGUGAUGGUGGUGUUGAGCUAAAGGGAAUUUGAGUCCUGGAGCACCUUCAGGCAAGCUUCGGGGGUGGAUAGCAGCCACUCCGGGGAGCAGGGCACCAUUUCAGGGGGAUUUCUUACCUUCAUGCCCCAAGAAACAUAUGGAAGGGAAACCUCUCCACCUGGACUUCUACUUGCUUUAAUUUUUCCAGAUAAGAUUGAAUUGAGGGAUCAUCCACCUACCAGAAUGGUGCCACUAGUCCCAGGGCUGUAUGUCAUGGCCAACCUGAGACCAUUUCUCCUGCUGUGACUGCUGUGUGACCACUGUGGACACCAACUUAACCUGUCUGCGGCUGAACCCCAAGGAAAGUGAGAUGCUAAGUGGUCCUAACCUAAGGUUUUUAAGGUGCCAUUACUCUGUGUUGAGAAAGGUCUAUAAAAGCCAAGGAUAGGUCUUAGAGAGGCUCUGAUGUGAUGUUCACGGCAGAAAGCUGAUUAAUUUACAUAGACAGGCAGCAUAUGGUCUCCAGAUGUUUUCAGAGGGGUGAGCUACUGUGACACCCAAAAAUACGGCCCACCCAAAGUGAACUGGCUUUUAAAGUCACUUAAACUUCCAUAUGCAAAUUCAGCCUGAACUAAAUACAAUUAUUGUAUUUAUUUUCUCAGAUGGGGUGGAUUUAUGACCUAGGAGAGGUGAAUUGGUAAGGAAAGAUGUAAUGGCAUAACUUGGCAUUGCAGCUGACGCUUCAGGGAUGCUAUCUGUUGGAAAUACUUCCUUUAAGCCUGGAUUAUAGCAAAUGUUCUGUUAGUGGGAGGUUCUCUCAGCAUCUCCCACUUGCCUGAGUAGUGGUGAAGCUGCUGGUCUGGGUUGCCAGGCCAUCUCCUUGCUGUGCAGGACGUGGUGGUUAGCGAGAGGGAGGAUUUGGGACUGGUGCCUUUCUACUCACGGCUGCCCUGGCUUUGCUGGGAGAACAGCAGGAUCGACGGUGGUUAUUGCCACGGGGUGACACAUAGGCUUGGUGAGUGUUGUUUUAUUAUAUAAAUCCUUCCUGGUGUUUAGGUUGGGCUCAUUGGCCAUACGUACACAGUUUUGCUUUAUGUCUGAUUUUUAUUUAAACGUAAAAUCCAGACACGAGUGGAAAAUUUGCAGCGUGUGUGGUACCAAGGAGCAGCUUUACGGCACAUGACUUUGCACAUGUGGGUCCUUAAUCCUGUUGCUUUGGUAGGUUUGCAGCCCUCAGUCCCUGGCGCUUGCCCAGGGGCUGCUUUGGGCGUUGUUGACCCAGGUGAAGCUCCACCUCAGCUCGAAGGGCAGCCCAAGGGCUGGCUGGGUGCUGCUCAUGGGGGUGAGCACUCCCAUCGCCUCCCUGGGCGCUGGAGCAUUGCUUGGAGUAAUGUGGUGAUCAGUCGUGGAUGGAAGGCCCAAGCCAACCUCGUGUGGGCAACCAAAAUGUCCUUUUGUGGCCUUCGGUGCUUCCCACUUGAGAGCCUGACACAUAGUCUGCUCUUCUUAACUCAUACUUUUUCCCCCAGUCCCAGGUAUGACGAGGUUCUGCUCGUUAGCUGACUGCUUUGCAUCUCUGCUGAUCCUCUCCCUCACGUUAGAGACCAAAUACCUCCCGAGACAGAACUUAAUUAUCCGGUACCAUCACUAAUAAAGUUAAUUCUUGG